Molecule: messenger RNA, 1256 nt
Organism: Bufo gargarizans (Asiatic toad)
Lineage: Eukaryota; Metazoa; Chordata; Amphibia; Anura; Bufonidae
Gene: FAM50A
Product: family with sequence similarity 50 member A
Exons: 13
Coding region: 100-1119 (339 amino acids)
Biological process (GO): chromatin organization
Cellular component (GO): nucleus
Source: RefSeq, a predicted model, not a curated record
ACGUCAGCAGUUUCCAUUUACCUUUUUUCCAGAAGCUCCGUCCUGUGGUAGCGGCGGUUGUUGUGUUCUCCGGUGGUCGGUGGAGCUCCGUGUUCGGACAUGGCGCAGUACAAGGGGGCGGCCAGCGAGGCCGGGAGAGCCAUGCAGCUCAUGAAGAAGCGGGAGAAACAGCGGGAGCAGCUGGAACAGCUGAAGCAGAAGAUAGCGGAGGAGAAUGUGGUGAAGGCAAAUAUCAACAAGAAAUUCUCUGCCCAUUAUGACGCCGUGGAGGCCGAGCUGAAAUCCAGCACCGUGGGUUUGGUGACCCUUAAUGACAUGAAAGCCAAGCAGGAGGCGCUGGUGAAAGAGAGGGAGAAGCAGCUGGCCAAGAAGGAGCAGUUCAAAGACCUGCAGCUGAAGUUGGAGAAACAAAGGGAACGGGAAAGGAAGAAGGAGCAGAAGCGGAAGAUUGCCAGCCUGUCCUUCAACAUUGACGACGAUGAGGACGAGGAAGAGGAUGAAGACGACAUGGAGGAGGAGGAGGAGGAGCUGGAAAAGGAAGAGCUGCCCAAGAAGAAAAAGAAGCUGGGAAAGAACCCCGAUGUAGACACAAGUUUCCUGCCAGACAGAGAUCGAGAGGAAGAAGAGAACCGUCUCCGAGAAGAGCUAAGACAGGAGUGGGAGCGCAAACAAGAAAAGAUCAAGAGUGAGGAGAUAGAGAUUACCUUCAGCUACUGGGACGGCUCAGGACACCGCAGGACAGUAAAGAUGAAAAAAGGAAAUACCAUCCAGCAGUUUCUGCAGAAAGCCCUGGAGAUCCUGCGCAAGGACUUCAGUGAGCUCAGGUCGGCAGGUGUGGAGCAGCUAAUGUACAUUAAAGAGGAUCUGAUCAUCCCACACCAUCACAGCUUUUACGAUUUUAUUGUGACGAAGGCGAGGGGUAAAAGUGGGCCGCUGUUCAACUUUGACGUGCACGAAGACGUCCGCCUGCUGAGCGAUGCCACAGUGGAGAAGGAUGAGUCUCAUGCUGGGAAAGUUGUUCUUCGGAGCUGGUAUGAAAAGAACAAACACAUCUUUCCAGCAAGCAGGUGGGAGCCCUAUGACCCAGAGAAGAAGUGGGAUAAGUACACAAUCCGGUGAUCGCACCUGCUGUGACCCGUCCUGAUUGGACAGAAGUGUUGCUUUAUGUUCUUAUGGGAUCUUGUAUAUAGUCUUGUAAUUACUGUGGUGUUUUUAUAUGUUUUGGACACAGAAUAAAUACAUUGCUGUGUUCUCUA